GCUAAUUCCAAUGUGUCAGCCCCCAUGAACGUCAACAUGGAUUUAGAACAGUUGAUAUUGGAAUUGUUUGCUGUGGAAGGUAUCAAGUUUGGCAACUACACCCUAAAAAGUGGAAUCGAAGCUCCAGUUUAUGUAGACUUACGCGUUGUGAUUUCAUAUCCAAAACUUAUGGUUGAGGUAUCAAAUUUCUUAUGGGAAUCUGCAAAGAAAGCAAAAGGCUCAUUCAAAACUAUUUGUGGUGUUCCUUAUACUGCACUACCACUGGCUACAUGUAUAUCAGUAAAAGAAAAUAUACCAAUGUUAAUAAGACGUAAAGAAGCUAAAGGUUAUGGAACUAAGAAGUUAAUUGAAGGUAUAUUUAAUGAAGGAGAUGGAUGUUUGAUUAUAGAAGAUGUUUGCACCAGUGGGUCAAGUGUACUUGAUACAGUUCAGGCAUUAAAUAGUGUUGGUAUAGCAGUUACAGAUGCUGUAGUAUUAUUGGAUAGAGAACAAGGUGCUGAAGAUAUGUUAAAAUAUGAAAAUAUUACAUUGCACAGUAUUUGUAAAUUAUCACAUGUAAUAGAGAUUCUAGAGAAGCAUGGGAAAAUUGACAGUGAUAUGGUUUCUAAAGUAAAGACAUUCAUCACAGAAAAUAGAUUUAAACCUCCAUCAAGUAUUGAUCAACUACCCAAAAAGGUGUUAACAUAUGGUGAAAGAAGUGAAUUAUGUACUCAUCCAGUUACUAAAGAAUUGUUUAAAAUAAUGCAUGAGAAAGAAACAAACCUCGUAGUAUCAGCUGAUUUAAAAACAACCAAAGAAGUUCUACAGGUAUUAAAGAAAAUAGGUCCAUAUAUUUGUAUGGCUAAAACUCACAUUGAUAUCAUAGAAGACUACAAUCCAGAAUUUGUUACACAGCUGUGUGAAAUUGCCAAAAAACACAAUUUUCUUCUUUUUGAAGAUAGAAAGUUUGCUGAUAUAGGAAAUACUGUAAAGUUACAGUAUAGUAGUGGGCUAUAUAGAAUAAGUGAUUGGGCUCAUGUUAUAAAUGCUCACAGUGUACCAGGAGAGGGUGUUGUCAAAGGUUUAAAAGAAGUUGGAUUAGUAAAAGGCCGAGCAUGUCUAUUAAUAGCUGAGAUGAGUUCUUUAGGUAACCUAGCAACUGGUGACUAUACUGUAGCCACAGUUAAAAUGGCAGAAGAAAAUAGAGAUUUUGUUAUUGGUUUUAUAAGUCAGAAAAAACUAUGUGAUGAUCCUACAUUGGUACAUAUGACACCAGGUGUUAAAUUAGAAUGUGGUAGAGAUAGUUUAGGACAACAAUAUUUAACACCAGAUGAGGUCAUAGGUCGUAGAGGUAGUGAUAUUAUUAUAGUAGGACGAGGUAUUGUCCAAGCUCAAGAUAUCGUCAAAGCUGCCAAAGCCUAUCAACAAGCCGGUUAUUUAGCUUAUCAACAAUUACUUUCAUGAUUCCAAAGAGAUGAGACCAUGUAAAAUAUAUAACUACUGCCAGCAACAGCAUAAUGUUCAACAAUACACCAGCACUUCUAACAAUUAGCUUUUUUUGAUUAGAAGAAAAUAAACGGAAUACAUAUGAUAUCAUAUAUCUUAUAUUAGUGUCAAUAGAUGAAUAACCUAAAUAAUUAGUUUUCACCGUCUGAUUAAAGCACCGAUCCUAUUUAUAUAUAUAUCUUAGUGUCAAUAGAUGAAUGACCUAAAUAAUUAGUUUUCGUUUUCUGAUUAAAACACUCAUCCUAUUUAUUUUCAUUUUUAUAGUUAAAAUUUCAUUUUUAUAUAUGUCUCUUUAAAGUAAGAGAUUUAUUACCAUGUUUGAAUAAUCCAGUCAAAUGUCUGUGUAUCAUUGUGUCGCCUAUAGGCCGCAAUUCUUAACUGAUCAUCUUGAAACUUUACAUACUUAUUCCUUAUACCCUAGGGAUGAUCCCAAUUGUUUUUGGUGUAUGCCUGAACCCCAAGGACAGAGCCACACCCAUUUCUUGUAUUUGUUAACGUAUCAUCUUGAAACUUUGCAUACUUAUUCCUUAUACCCUAAGGAACAUCCCUAUUGUUUGCUGUGCAUGCCCAAGCCCCAGGGGCAAAGACACGCCCAUUUUUUUUUGUGUGUCGCGUACAGACUACAAUUCUUAAUUGAUCAUCUUGAAAACUUUUCAAACUUAUUCCUUAUACCCUAAGGAUGACCUCUAUUAUUUUUGCCAUCUUCAUUAGCCAAGUCGGAGCAGAACAGUAGGAUGUUAAAUCCCAUUUCAUUUAUUUCUAUCAUUUUUGGUGCAUGCCUAACCCUCUGGAACGGAGCCAAGCCCAAUUUUUGUGUGUGUCUGUUUCGCCUAUAGGCCGCAGUUCUCUAGAGAUCCUUUUGAAACUUAGCGUACCUAUUCCUUAUACCCAAAGGAUGAUCUCGACCCCCAGGAGCAGAGCCACACCUAUUUUUACUUUGUGUGUCUGUGUGUUGUCUACAGGCCACAAUUCUUGAUGGAUCAUUUUGGAACUUGGCAUAUGUAUUCCUUAUAGCCCAAGGACGGCAACUAUUGAUUUUAGUGCAUGUCCUGACUCCCAGGGGCAGAGCCAAGCCCAAUUUUUGGUGUAUGCCCUGACCCGCUGGGGCGGUGUCACACCCACAUUUUUAUUAAUAUUUAGUAUGUAAAUUUGGUUAAACAAACCCAACACCUAGCCUUCUUUGCCCCUUGCCAUAUUACAGUCAUUGCAGCCAUUUCAUAUUUCAUAGCGUUAGCGAUGCUCUUGUUAUUGUCUUGCCAUCAUGUAUAUAUGAAUGCAGAUACCUGUACCAAAAAUUGACUUUCCAUUGUCAAAAUAUUGUCCUUAGAAUUGUUGAUUUGUUUGUUAUAUUAUGUUAACUAUAAAAGUGAUUGUAUUCUGGCGUCACUGAUGCCUAUUAGCCCAUAUUUUCUUGUUGUCAAGCUGAAAAGUGAACAAGUUGCUGUAAAUAGUAGAUUGUUAUCUCAUAUCAUGUUUGAUCAAGAUUUCCUGCAAUUUUUUUAAUAUCAUAAUACAUGCUUGUGCAAUGGCGUUUAAUGCUCUACUUUUCUGCUCCAUCUGAGCUUGUUUGCAGUGCAUCCAUAUUCUUUUGUGGGAGCUGCUGUGGCUCACUGAGAAAGGCACUGGCUCGCUAUCCAGGUCCAAGGUUCGAUCGCAGUAGGGGGGUUGGAUGGCCGAAUGGUUAGCAUGUGCGUGCUGUAUCAUAAUGCCUGUCAUUGAGUCAACUGGCGUGGUUUCGAAUUCCCGGUUGUACUGACAAGGAGUAGGGUCGCCUGUCCAACCUCGUGGGUUUUCUCCGGGUCUUCCAGUUUCCUCCCACUGCUAAAGACCCCUACGCGCAAGCAAAUUAUUGAAAUAAAAUUAAACCAUAUGUUAGUCCCGAAAUGACCUAGUUUGUGUCGAGUGGACGUUUAACCCCAUUUCUCUAUCUCUCUCGAUAAGUGUUGGCCGAGAAAGUUCCAUGGGAUUUUCGGGCAUGGUUUCUCCUUUUCAGUGGUGCAGGAUGGGGAGGGUCUGGCAAGGAACUGUCUAAUCGUUCAGAUGGAACAAUGCAACCCUUGGUGUGGAUGAAGAACGACACUAGACAGUUGAUUAGCCCAGUUCAAGCAGAAAAGCAGGAUGUUAAAUCCCAUUCAUUCAUUCAUUCUUUCUUAUUCUGUGAUUGUAAGUGGUGCCUGUAAUUAUGUUUUGUUAAUGUAUUUGCUUUUUAUGAAAGGUGUUUAUGUUAUACAUGGUAUUUCAAGUUACAUCUUAAAUAUAUAAAUGAUUAUUACAAAUUGUUAAACAGUGUAUUAAAUACUUUACAUAAUUGUUUGACUUUAUUAUAAAUAAACUACUAAAAAAUGUUACAAA
Messenger RNA from Patella vulgata (common limpet), 3837 nucleotides. RefSeq names its product uridine 5'-monophosphate synthase. The coding region runs from base 25 to 1443 and encodes 472 amino acids. The record is from RefSeq and is a predicted model, not a curated record. Gene Ontology annotation, molecular function: orotate phosphoribosyltransferase activity; orotidine-5'-phosphate decarboxylase activity. Lineage: Eukaryota; Metazoa; Mollusca; Gastropoda; Patellidae. Gene Ontology annotation, biological process: 'de novo' UMP biosynthetic process; 'de novo' pyrimidine nucleobase biosynthetic process. The transcript is spliced from 11 exons.